CCCGAGGCAUCCGCAGCAAGAUGGCGGCCGUGCAGCCCGAAACGGCCCUCAGCGCCCCGCCGGGGUCCGACACCCCACCCCCCGGGACAGAGACCCCUCAGGGGCCACCGCUCAGCCUGAGUCCCGAAGAGGUGAAGCAGCGGCUACAGGCCACACGAAGCGAGCUGGAGAACCGCAGGAAGAUCCUCAUCAGGAACCUUCCGGGAGACUGCAGCAGCCAGGACAUCCACGAUUUGUUAAAAGACUACGAGGUGAAAUACUGCUACGUGGAUAAAAACAAGAAAACGGCCUUCAUCACUUUGUUAAACGGAGAACAAGCACAAGACGCCAUCCGGCGCUUCCACCAGCGGCCCCUGCGGGACAAGGAGCUGUCGGUGCAGCUCCAGCCGACGGACGCGCUGCUCUGCGUCACCAACCUGCCGCCGACGCUCACCCUGCAGGGCUUCGAGGAGCUGGUGCGGGCGCACGGGAGCACCGAGCGCUGCCUGCUGGUGUACAGCGAGCUGAGCGGCCGCUCCAAGGGUUACGGCUUCGUCGAGUACAUGAAGAAGGACUCGGCGUCCAAGGCUCGGCUGGAGCUGCUCGGGAAGCCGCUGGAGGAGCGGACGCUGCUGGCCCAGUGGAUGGACGUCAACCAGCUGACGGCCGACGUCAUUCACUCCAAGUGCCUCUGCGUCGACAAACUCCCCAAAGACCUCCGAGACCCCGAGGAGCUGACGCGGCUCUUCUCCUCCCCGCACGCGCCUGUCUUCUGCCAGUUGGCAGACGACGAUGGUUCUUGUUCAGCGGGGUUUGCGGUAGUGGAGUAUGAGUCGGCCGAGCAGGCGGAGGAGGUGAGAGAUGCGAUGGAUCAGACGCUCGUCAUGGGCAGUAAGAUCCAGGUGUCGUUCUGCGCGCCGGGGGCUCCGGGGAGGAGUACGUUGGCGGCUCUGAUCGCAGCUCACGGGAUGUUACAGAAUAACCGGAAGGGGUUACUCCCCGAGCCGAACCCCGCGCAGAUCAUGCAGAGUCUCAACAACCCGGCCAUGUUACAGAUGCUGCUGCAGCCCCCGCAGCGCGGCCGCUCGGGGAAGCACGGUGCAUCUUCGGGGCGGCCGCACUUCAUCAACCCGACCGUCAGCCAGGCUCUGCUCCAGCUCAACAAACUGCACCAGCAGAAACACGGUUUGGGAAACUCCGGCGGCGUCCUGCUGCAGAAUUAUUCUCACUUACAGAUGGCCCAACAGCAGCUCCUGCAGCUGAAGAGCGCUCAGUCCCAUAACAGCAAACCCGGCCUCCUCGGCGAGGCUCCCGGCUCCAUGUUACAGACGGCGCUGGGGUCGGCGCAGCCGGGAGCGGGGGACGCGUCUCAGCGAGAGGCGCAGAAAAACAUGAUGCCGUAUUACCAGCACAUGGGGCCGGAUCUGGCCAGGAUGUCGCACGACAAGCAGCCGGAAGGAUCGGCAUCGCAGACUCUCCUUCAGCAGUCCGCUUCCAUGGUAACGGGGCAAAGCCAGGCCAAUUCUGCCGAGUCGGCCCUUCCGAAUAAAGCAAGUAACCAAACGUCUCUGCUGGGGGAGCCGCCGAGAGAGAUCCGGCUGAGCACCAACCCCUACCUGAAUCUGGCGAGCGUGCUGCCGGGAUCCUCGCUGGCGGGUUUGAGUACGAGGACCCUUCAGUACGCGAUGGACGGAUCCGGCUCUCAGGAACCCAGCGGACAGCCUGCGCUGGAAAACUACUUUAGCUACGGCCAGCAGUACGGAGAUUACGCUCAGGAGGCUCAGCAGUGGUACAGCCCUUACGCUGCGUAUACCACCCCGCAGACCGCUGUUCCGACCGAGGAAAGCCACCCCUCGUCCACCGCAGCGUUUGGGGAUUACAGCGCCUACGUGCAAGCGCCCCCAACAUACUACGCCAGCGCCCAGGGAACGUACCAGGCGGGCAGCGCAGAGUCCAUUGCUAAGACAACAACCAAUGAGAAGAGAGCAUAUACAGGCCCCGCCUCCGAAGCCAGCACCGCAGAGUACGCUGAUCAGUACUCCAGCCCCGAAGGCUCAGCGGAUACUUACAGCGAUACGUAUUUUAAGAGGAAGAAAGUAUUUUAGCCGCCUCCGUUCGGACUUUCCUCCCAACGCCCUUCCCGCGGUCACCAACCGAACACGCACAAUGUGAAUCGCCUCCUUACAAGCCACGGACGGUGACCCGCGGAGCGCUGGGGCCGCGCACGCAACGGCAAACCCUCAGGCAGCUUCGUUACGUAGAAAGAGGUUUCCGCGAAGAUUUGUAGCAGUUUUCUACGGCUCGAUCGGGCCUGGAGAAUAAUAUUUGGGUUAAUGUUCUAUUCUCGGCCUGAAUUUUUUUUUUUUGUGAAUAUUAAGCAAUAAAAUAAGAUGUAAUUUUACGAGCGGCUGCCGCUGGCCUGUAUUCACCCGUCACCGAGCACGUCGUCGAAUUACAAAGCAUGCGGACGCUGCCGUCAGAUCUUCCAGCCAUCUUGGAUUUGCCUUUGAAAAAGGUAAUUUUUUUUUAAAGUACUGGCAAAAAUUGCACUUAAUAUUGAGUAAUUUUUUUUUGUAAGGUCCGCCGGCUCCCAGCGGCUGCAAAGUACUUUACCUACAUAGCAGUCGUUGCAUAUAAACUUACCUUUGCACCCUAAUGGAGCCGGCCCUCGGGGGACGCCGCGCCGUGUUUCUGCUACGCCGGCAUCUUCUGUUUCCGCCUCGGCCGCUGCACGGCACCGCCGGACUGCAAUGUGUUUGUAAGAGAAAAUGAAUGAUAAUAAAGCACAUUUAUUGAAACAUU
This is a messenger RNA of Spea bombifrons (plains spadefoot toad), 2781 nucleotides long. It is a transcript of the gene RAVER2, whose product is annotated as ribonucleoprotein, PTB binding 2. Lineage: Eukaryota; Metazoa; Chordata; Amphibia; Anura; Pelobatidae. The record is from RefSeq and is a predicted model, not a curated record. The coding region runs from base 21 to 2084 and encodes 687 amino acids. The transcript has 14 exons. Gene Ontology annotation, cellular component: cytosol. Gene Ontology annotation, molecular function: mRNA binding.